GUUAUGACUACUAUCUUCAGACAAAUUCUGCCUGUGCUCCUGCCCCGAACUGUUCGCGAACCAGCCCCCAACGACCUGCCCUGCCUAGCAACACCUACAAUGCCUCUCCCGGUGUAAAUAGUAGAGCCACCGCGAGCAGUAAUAAUCUGGGCCUCACAACUACCUCAGUCGGUCUCCUCGGUCCCCGACAGCCCGGUGGUGGUGCCCUCACUCCCUCCUCUCCCUCAGGUGGUCUAGGUGGUGGCGGUACGCAACAGCAGAAUCGUUGUUCUCGCAUGAAUCCCGGUCACGUGGCUACUAAUAAUGGCGGCGGUGGUUGUGGUAGUGGAAGCAACAACUACAACGAUCGUCCAAAGGAAGUUCUCGAGAACGGCAACCACCAUCCCCAUCAUCUGGCACCUGAACACAGUGCACUUGCUCGGGGUGGAGGGGGCGGCUCUUCCAACCGCUUCUUCGAUGAUCUCGAAACCCAAGUUGUUGUC
Molecule: messenger RNA, 482 nt
Organism: Dibothriocephalus latus
Lineage: Eukaryota; Metazoa; Platyhelminthes; Cestoda; Diphyllobothriidea; Diphyllobothriidae
Source: the annotation of a GenBank genome assembly